Molecule: messenger RNA, 570 nt
Organism: Paraglomus brasilianum
Lineage: Eukaryota; Fungi; Glomeromycota; Glomeromycetes; Paraglomerales; Paraglomeraceae
Source: the annotation of a GenBank genome assembly
AUGUCCGCUCUUGUUCCAAUCAAACCGGCUACCACUUUGUUCAAUGAUCAAUCUCAUACAGACCCAUCUUCUACCAAUACACCUGCCACUUCAAUCUUCAAUUAUACUGAUUCACUCAGUCUUUUUGAAAUUGGUCUCUUGAUCUACCCACCCUACGUUCUUACUGUCUGCCUUGACGUUCUUCUCGAUCCUACAUACAAAGGCCCUUGUUCUCAGAAUCCGUGGAUUCUUUUCCGUAGAGAUUUCGAAAGCAGACUACGCUCACAAUUCCCUGAUAAAUUAUUUACCAUUCACGAGGUCUCGAAGAUUGCCGGUAAUCAAUGGAAGGUUCAACCUGACUUGGUCAAAGCGUACUUUGGCGUCCUUUCUAAAUUGGCCCAAGAGCGACAUAAGCGCGCGUUUCCCGGUUAUGUUUACAAACCAAGAAGAAUUAUACAGAGAAAAAGGAAUGGGGAAUACUUAUUCAGAAAUACUGAUAAAUAUACGUUGAUGGAUGCUACCAAGCGAAUGAGAGUAGCAGUUGUAUUUUUAAGCAAUUUAUUAAUCGUGAAUUGUUAUCCGUUAUGGUAG